Messenger RNA from Liolophura sinensis, 1033 nucleotides. RefSeq names its product von Hippel-Lindau disease tumor suppressor-like. The record is from RefSeq and is a predicted model, not a curated record. The transcript is spliced from 3 exons. The coding region runs from base 108 to 593 and encodes 161 amino acids. NCBI's taxonomy places the organism in Eukaryota, Metazoa, Mollusca, Polyplacophora, Chitonida, Chitonidae.
CGUCACGUAUCACCGUAGAUUUGACAACUGCAAAGACUCAUUUCAAGUUUGCUUUUUUGACUUUUUCGUGCAAAAGUAGGCCUUGUCCAGUAGGGUGUGGUUUGGUCAUGGCAGGGGAAGAUAACCAAGGAGAGAACCCCUGUCCCUUACGAGCAGGCAGAUCUCUCCACCAGGCCUUUGUGCGCUUUGUCAACAGAAGUCGUAGGCGAGUGGACAUAAUCUGGUUGAACUAUGAGGGGUUUGGCAUGAAGUACAAGACACUGCUGUCAUGUCAGUUUGUCGAUGUGAACACAUUUGUUGGCCACCCGUGGAUAUUCAGGGAUGCUGACUCUGGGGACAGAAUGGUUGUACAGUUGAAGGAAGUGUUUGAGCCAACAAGCUGGAGUAGUGAAGGGGGAGGCCCUCCACAAAGGAAGGUGGUUUAUAUCACAAUACCAGUAUUUUCCCUGCGUGAACGCUGCAUGCAGAUCGUGCGAGGCCAUGUGAAUCAGGACAGUCUGGACCAACUAGAUCUGCCAGUUACACUGAUUAGAGACUUAAAGAUGUCUGCACGACCACAGCAUCCCACUAACCAACGGCAACAAGUCACCUGAUAAAGGGAGAAAAAUCCCGGGACUGCACUUAUCUGGGUGUUCAAGGAGAGUUAUGGUUCUUGACUGCCAUGCUAGUUGGAGAUGUGUAUCCGGUGAAAUUGGACUUGAGCCCACGAUAACAUCCUUGUUCAGAGACAAGAAGUAGUCAGAAUUUGUGGGCUACAAAUGAGUCUUUAACAAGUUGUACAAGAACACACAAAAUGGUUUUAGAAAAGUUUUCCAUGUGUAUGCGUUUGAAAUUUCUCUGUGAUGCUGAACAGUGACAGUUGCGGUAAUGUGAGAUGAUGCUAAGAAUGUUAAUAACUUGCGUAAUUACACUGUGCAAUGGCUAAAUUAUCGUUGGAAGUCGUCAUGGUUGUGUUGUAAUGUACAUGUAAGCCGCUACAUGUUAAAGCAAACAGGUGCUUGUGAGUGGAGGACAUAAAAGAUUCUUUAAUUUA